This is a messenger RNA of Chlorella variabilis, 702 nucleotides long. RefSeq lists its product as hypothetical. The coding region runs from base 1 to 702 and encodes 233 amino acids. The transcript is spliced from 5 exons. Lineage: Eukaryota; Viridiplantae; Chlorophyta; Trebouxiophyceae; Chlorellales; Chlorellaceae. The record is from RefSeq and is a predicted model, not a curated record.
AUGCUCAUGGUGCAGCUCAACAUCCGCCUGCUGCUGGAGGAGGCGGGCCACCCCAACAUCAACAUCAUCUGUGAGAAGCUGACCUAUGUGGGGGUCACGCGUUUUGAGGAUGAUGCACGCCUGCCGCUGGGCAUUGCCAUCAACUCUGCCAGCUAUGCCGCAAAGGCGCUGAUCCAGGCAAGCUCGCCAGCCCAAGUUGCUGUGAACCCCCGUUUCCUGCCUGCCUACAUGAUUCUGGGCCAGGAGAGCGACCUCGUGGUGCAGGACGUGUCCUCCUUUGCCAGCGAGGGAGAGGAGCUGAGCUUCCUGCAGCUGCAGGCCCGGGCGGCCUCUGUGCGCCAGAUUGUGCUUGGCUGGUACCGGAUACCAUCCACUGCCUCGCAGCCGCUGGAGAUGGUUGUCAAUCCGAUGGGCUUGAAGGAGCGCAGCAAGGUGCAAGCGGUCCGUGUGUGGAACAGCGGCGACUCACGCUGCAAGCUAGUCACCAUGGCGGUUACCAAGUCGGCGACAGAGGCGGCGGCGGCGGCGGAAAAUGUCCCGUACCCUUUCAACAUGUCCAGCGACAAGUUCAACAUUUCAAGCUCUGGCGACGAUUCUGAAUCGGAGAGCGGCAGCGGGGACAAGGCCGGGCCCGACUGGGAGGCAGCAGCCAGCGAGAUCGACUGGCAAGAGGCGGCAGACCGUGCUCUGCCGCCUUCCUAG